Molecule: messenger RNA, 354 nt
Organism: Iphiclides podalirius (scarce swallowtail)
Lineage: Eukaryota; Metazoa; Arthropoda; Insecta; Lepidoptera; Papilionidae
Source: the annotation of a GenBank genome assembly
AUGAGCAAAGUUUUAUUGCUUCUCGUUACUUUGGUCAUCCUUCAUUUGGCCGACUCUUACAUCUUGCUGACCGCUAACAUGGAGGAUGUGCAGAGCGUGGUCAAGCAGUUGUCCAGUUCGCCGGUCAUCGAGCAGGUGAAGAAGAUCUGGCGUCGGGCCGCCAACCAGUUCAACGCUGAAUUGAACAAGUCGCAGAAGCGCCAGCGUUAUAAAAGCGGAAUGGAUUCCGAUAACGACCAGUUGAACAGCAAGGAGCUUUUCCGACGCAGGAACAUGGACGCUUUGAUAUCGUUGGGCAAGAACGCAAGUGAAUAUAUCAACUCCGUUAAGGAUGUUAUCAACAAAGUCCUUGCG